This is a messenger RNA of Vigna umbellata (rice bean), 886 nucleotides long. Its product is annotated as protein cornichon homolog 1-like. The record is from RefSeq and is a predicted model, not a curated record. Gene Ontology annotation, biological process: vesicle-mediated transport. NCBI's taxonomy places the organism in Eukaryota, Viridiplantae, Streptophyta, Magnoliopsida, Fabales, Fabaceae.
AAAAACAGUAUCUGACGAUGUGUCACUAACAUCGUAGCAGUUGAGUACGAAAUAAUCGAUGUGGGGUUUUUCUACCACGAUGACAUUGUUUUUUUCUUUUUUCUAGAAAUCAAGGUUCCAAUUUUCAUAUGCAGUUGUGUGAAAAGCAUGCAACUUUACCCUUCCUUUUUCCACAGGCGUGGAUGCGAACAAAGAUUCUUUCAUUCAUGCGCUAUUUCCCCAACUCUCCCACAAUCCCACUUUUGAAUUUUGGAUCGCUUCCAACGGUCACUCGCUACCCUUUCCCUUCACAAACCCUACUUUCCCCCUUCUCUGUAAAUGGGUUGGAAUCUCAUCUUCUGGCUCCUCAUUUGUUUCCCUGCCAACAUUGCGCUUCUCGCUUCCACUUUCUACCAGGUUUUGAUUCUGUCGGAUUUGGAGUCUGAUUACGUCAACCCUUUCGACGCUUCGUCUCGGAUUAACUACUUCGUUCUUCCGGAGUUCAUUGGGCAGGGAGCAUUGUGUGCUCUGUGCCUCUUCACUGGCCAUUGGUUCAUGUUUUUGCUCACAGUUCCUGUUACUUGUUACCAUGCCAGACUGUAUGUGAAAAGAGAGCAUCUGAUUGAUGUUACUGAGGUAUUUAGGGUAGUUAAUGCUGAGAAGAAAUUUCGGAUAGUCAAACUUGCUUUAUACUUAACGGUUCUCAUUGUUACUAUCUUCAGGCUUACAUUAAUCGCAGUCUACUAUUUAGGCAUUGAAGACGAUGAUGACCUAGGACACCUUUGGUAAGUUGUACCCUAAUUUUUGGUUGUUGGGGGGAACUUGUGACUUUAUCUGUACCAUUACAUUAGGUUUACUCUUAGAAUUCAGGUGUUCACAGAAAUAGAAAUGUUAGCCAUUAACUUCA